GGCUCGGCGGCACAGCGCCCGCUCGGGGUUCCGGCGGCAGCACCUGGGCCGCGGCUGGCGUCCGCGGGGGCACGCUGUCCGCCCCCCUCGGCGAUGACCACGGCCGGCGCCGUGCCCGCGAGGACUCCUGUGAGCAGCCUCCAUGAGUCUCUGGACCAGUGCAUGACCGCCCUGGACCUCUUCCUCACCAACCAGUUCUCAGAAGCACUCAGCUACCUCAAGCCCAGAACCAAGGAGAGCAUGUACCACUCACUGACGUAUGCCACCAUCCUGGAGAUGCAGGCCAUGAUGACCUUUGAUCCCCAGGACAUCCUACUUGCCAGCAACAUGUUGAAGGAGGCUCAGUCGCUCUGUCAGAGGCACCGGAGGAAGUCUUCUGUAACAGAUUCCUUCAGCAGCCUGUUGCACCGCCCCACUAUGGACCAGUUCACAGAAGUGGAAAUCCACGCUGAGGUCUGCUACGCAGAGUGUCUGCUGCAGAGAGCAGCCCUGACCUUCCUGCAGGACGAGAACAUGGUGAGCUUCAUCAAGGGUGGCAUCAAAGUUCGAAACAGCUACCAGACCUACAAGGAGCUAGACAGCCUCGUGCAGUCCUCACAGUACUGCAAGGGAGAGAACCACAGGCACUUUGAAGGAGGAGUGAAGCUCGGAGUGGGAGCCUUCAACCUGACGCUGUCCAUGCUUCCUACCAGGAUCCUGCGGCUGCUAGAGUUCGUGGGGUUUUCAGGAAACAAGGACUACGGGCUGCUGCAGCUGGAGGAGGGGGCAUCGGGGCACAGCUUCCGUGCCGUGCUCUGUGUCAUGCUGCUGCUGUGCUACCACACCUUCCUCACCUUUGUGCUCGGCACUGGGAACGUCAACAUCGCGGAGGCAGAGAAGCUCUUGAGACCCUACCUGAAGCGAUACCCUAAGGGCUCCAUCUUCCUGUUCUUUGCGGGGCGGAUUGAAGCCAUUAAAGGCAAUGUUGACGCGGCCAUCCGGCGGUUCGAGGAGUGCUGUGAGGCCCAGCAGCACUGGAAGCAGUUCCACCACAUGUGCUACUGGGAGCUGAUGUGGUGCUUCACCUACAAGAGCCAGUGGAAGAUGGCCUACUUCUACGCAGACCUGCUCAGCAAGGAGAACUCCUGGUCCAAGGCCACCUACAUCUACAUGAAGGCCGCCUACCUCAGCAUGUUUGGGAAGGAGGACUGCAAGCCGUUCGGGGAUGACGAAGUGGAGUUGUUCAGAGCUGUGCCGGGCCUGAAACUCAAGAUUGCUGGGAAAUCUCUACCCACAGAGAAGUUUGCCAUCCGGAAGUCCAGACGCUACCUCUCCCCCAAACCUAUCUCAUUGCCCAUCCCUGCUCUGGAAAUGAUGUACAUUUGGAAUGGCUACGCUGUGAUUGGGAAGCAGCCGGAACUCACAGACGGGAUACUUGAGAUUAUCACCAAGGCUGAAGAGUUGCUGGAAAAGGGCCCAGAGAAUGAGUACUCAGUGGAUGAUGAGUGCUUGGUGAAGCUGCUGAAAGGUCUGUGUCUGAAAUAUCUGGGCCGUGUCCAGGAGGCCGAGGAGAAUUUCAGGAGCAUCUCUGCCAAUGAAAAGAGGAUUAAAUAUGACCACUACUUGAUCCCAAAUGCCCUGCUGGAGCUGGCCCUGCUGUUUAUGGAGCAAGGCAGAAAUGAAGAGGCUGUCAAACUCUUGGAAACUGCCAAGCAAAAUUAUAAGAAUUAUUCCAUGGAAUCAAGGACACAUUUUCGAAUCCAGGCAGCCACACUCCAAGCCAAGUCUUCCCUAGAGAAUGGCAACAGAUCCAUGGUUUCAUCAAUGCCCCUGUAGUUUUGUGCAGCAUUCCCAGGCUGGAAGACAGAGGCAGCUGGACAGAGCUCCUGGAAACAUUUCAAAAAGAUCCCAUCCCCCUGCCCUGCCGUUGGGGUCCACGGGUGCUCCAGUGCGAUGACACGACAUAGGUAUCUGUGCCGAAGCGAAGCUGGCAUUUUCACCAGUGUGGCCAAGGGUCUUUGCCAAAGACAGAGUGCCUGGAGCCCCCUGCCUGCCCUAUCACAUAUACGGGUACUUGUUUUUCACUGUGACGUUUAAGAGAAUGUAUAAACAGUUUACAUUUUCCUUAGAAAUACAUUGAUGGGAUCAAAGUUGGCUUUGGAAAAAACUACCAACCAACCACCUGUAAAUCAUUGUUUUAACCCAUACUGAUGUGGAGGUAAAUCUAUGAUGCCAAGGGCCAAAGUGCUUUUCAGACUUCAGCGAGGUCUCAGCUUCCAGGGCUGGAAGGACCCAAAGGAGGACCUGCACCGCAGGGUUUGAGGUUUCUGGGGGUUGGACAUAGAGGUUUCACACACUCCCACUACCUUACUUCUUACACGCCCUUUGUAACAACUUUCCAAUUUUAAAAAAAUCAAACACGUCUUUUUAGUGAGAUAAUUUUGAGUCCAUCUGUAGAAAAAAAAAAAAAAUCAAUCUUUGCCACUAAGGAAUAGCAAUACCGAGGCCUGAAAGAAGGAGGAACCCUGUGGCCCUUUCUGUGCCAAAGCCAAGAAGCUUGGCAGGUAAAGUUCCUCAGAUACUAGUCUGCUAUAUGCCAAAUUGAAACCACUGGGAAUGAUUUAUGAAACAUAAAAAUCUUCUGUACUUCCCUUCGAGGUACACUUAUUUACUGACAGCGUUUUUCUUAGAAACAGAAUGGUUAUUCUUGGCCUGUUAGUGUGUUUCAGAUUUUUCAGUUAAGAGAAAAGAUAUAUUUAAGUAAUAAAACUUAUACACUUUAAGAGAUCAUGCAACAUCUAUUUCAGUAAAAUAUGUUGUUGCUUGAAUUCUUAGGCUGGGCAGAAAGUUUGAAUCAGAAGUCAUAUGGCUCAGGCAUGUUUUCUUUAGCUAACAUAAUGUUUUAAAAUUUUUAGAAUAAGUUACUAACAUUUUAAGAUGGGGAGAUUUCACAAAUAAAUCUGGUUUCUGGCAUCUUAUUUUAAUAAUCUGGCAAUAUUGGGCCUCAUUCCCACAAGGCAACAAUCAGUUGGAGCUGAGUAGAGGCUCUUUUCAACACUUAUAAUCUUUCUGGCGCCUAAAAGCAUCUGAAUUUGCACCCAGUGGGACUGUUAAAGUGAGGACUCAAGUUCAAUGACCAACAAACACCAGGUUUUACCAUUCACAAUCUAA
Molecule: messenger RNA, 3150 nt
Organism: Kogia breviceps (pygmy sperm whale)
Lineage: Eukaryota; Metazoa; Chordata; Mammalia; Artiodactyla; Physeteridae
Gene: TTC39A
Product: tetratricopeptide repeat domain 39A
Molecular function (GO): protein binding
Source: RefSeq, a predicted model, not a curated record